Messenger RNA from Cicer arietinum (chickpea), 1495 nucleotides. RefSeq lists its product as uncharacterized. The record is from RefSeq and is a predicted model, not a curated record. Lineage: Eukaryota; Viridiplantae; Streptophyta; Magnoliopsida; Fabales; Fabaceae. Gene Ontology annotation, molecular function: hydrolase activity.
GGUUGAAUGCAAUUAAUACAAAUUAAUCUUUUGAAAAAAUCACAUUUUAUAAGUGAGACCUAUGACAAAUUAUCAUCAACUUGAGUGAUUCAUCGCAAAAAUCGUCGUUCUAUAUACGAAAAAGAUCAAAGAGUUUUUGGUUAGAAUUUUGAGCUGAUGGUGGUGAGGUUUAGCCCUUUUUCUGUCACACUGUCUCAACAAUCUCAUCAUCGUCGUCGCUCUUCAUGUUUCUCUAAACAAGUGACAGUUAGUUGCAGCUAUGGAAUGAAAAGGAAUGAACUUGAAAGACCUCAGAUAUUGUCUUCAGCUUUGGGAAACUCUGAUGGAUCGCGUGUAUUUGUAGUUUCUGAUUUGCAUACUGAUUAUGAUGAGAAUUUGAAGUGGGUGGAGUGUUUGUCAACUGUGAAUUACAAGGAUGAUGUCCUUCUUGUGGCUGGUGAUGUGGCUGAAACAUAUAAAACGUUUUUUGUUACCAUGUCUCUCUUGAGAGAAAGAUUUGAGCAUGUGUUUUAUGUUCCUGGAAAUCAUGAUCUUUGGUGUCGCCGCGAGGGGAAAAAUUAUGUUGAUUCUCUUGAAAAGUUUAACAAAUUGCUUGAUGCUUGUAAGAGAAUUGGAGUUGAGACAAAUGCAAAGGCUGUAGGUGCAUUAGGAAUCAUUCCUUUGUUCUCUUGGUACCAUGAGAGCUUUGACAAAGAGAAGGACAUAACAGGCUAUCGCAUCCCGUCUUUGGAGAUGGCAUGUAAGGACUUCCAUGCAUGUAAUUGGCCCAAUGGACUUUCAAAUGGAGAUAUCUCCCUCUCUUUAUAUUUUGAUGCCCUCAAUGACAAACAAAUGGAAGUGAUAAAGGAGAUUCAAAAGACAUGUGAUCACAUCAUUACCUUUUCUCACUUUGUUCCCAGGCAGGAACUUUGUCCAGAAAAGAGGAUGUUAUUCUAUCCAAAGCUCCCAAAAAUAAUUGGUUCAGAUUCUCUUGAAGAUCGAAUAAGGUCUAUACAUGGUGCUCAUGGAAGGAAGGAUGCAUCUUCUUGUCAUGUGUUUGGUCAUACUCACUUCAGCUGGGAUGCUGUUGUGGAUGGCAUAAGGUAUGUACAAGCACCCUUAGCUUACCCAAGGGAAAGGAAGAGAAGAAUGAUUGGAGGGGAAAAUUGGCUACCAUUUUGUCUUUAUGCUGACAAAAACUUUUCUAAUAGACUCAAUCCUUGUUUUUGGUCUAAUUAUUACUCUGUCAACCCUAGGAAACCUCAUGACACUAAACUUGCUCCUUGGGUGGCUAGAUUUUACAAGAAAAACAAAGUAUAGAUGUAUAGUGUUGAUUAUUUGGCAUUAUUAAGCUGGAUUUAUUUGUUUUUUAGAAAAAUAUAGAGAAACAGUUUCCCUCUAUUUUGUUGUUGUUGGAAUACAUAACAUUCAUUUAUUUAUUAAGAUGAAAAUUGUACUCAAGUGACAAAACUAAAAUUUUCAAAGGUUGUAAUGUAAUAUAUUCGUUUUAUUUUUA